Desarmillaria tabescens is the source of this 360-nucleotide messenger RNA. Its product is annotated as hydrophobin-251. Gene Ontology annotation, molecular function: structural constituent of cell wall. The transcript is spliced from 4 exons. Gene Ontology annotation, cellular component: fungal-type cell wall. Lineage: Eukaryota; Fungi; Basidiomycota; Agaricomycetes; Agaricales; Physalacriaceae. Bases 1 to 360 code for a protein of 119 amino acids. The record is from RefSeq and is a predicted model, not a curated record.
AUGUUUGCUCGUAUCUCUGCUUUCUCUCUUGCCAUCCUGGCUUUACCUCUUCUCGUGGCCAGUAGCUCUAUCCCAAGACAAGAGACUAACACGACCGUCACCGGCGGCAAGUGUAACACCGGUUCAGCGCAAUGCUGCAAGUCUGUUCAGGACCCCAAGUCUGACGCUGCCCAGAAUGCCUUGGGUCUUUUGGGAAUCCCCAUCGGUGCUGUCACCGCCAACGUUGGUCUCACUUGUGACCCCAUCACCGUCAUCGGCCUCGGUACGACAUCGUGUGCUAACCAGCCCGUUUGCUGCGAGAACAACAGCUUUAAUGGUGUGGUCGCUCUGGGCUGUACUCCCCUUAACGUAGUAGCUUAA